This is a messenger RNA of Gasterosteus aculeatus aculeatus (three-spined stickleback), 2804 nucleotides long. Lineage: Eukaryota; Metazoa; Chordata; Actinopteri; Perciformes; Gasterosteidae. The record is from RefSeq and is a predicted model, not a curated record.
GACAGCAGUGGCCUCAGGCGUUUGCAAGUAUCAUAUAAGUACCGGAGUUUCUCUUCUUUUAAACUCGCUCUUCCACAGACCAUCAUCACGUCCCCUUUCUGACCGGAGAGAGGAGACUGACAGACUGCAGCGAUGGCUUUGCCCGGCGUGUGCAUGAGCAUCCUUAACGCCCGUAACACGAAAAACGGCUACGGGACCUUCGCCAAACCCGAGCCGUUUCUCAACCAAGACUACGAGCAGCUGAAACAGUAUUGUCUCAUCCAAGGGGUGAGGUUCAUCGACAAAAUGUUCCCCCCCGACCAAAGGUCCAUCGGAGGAGACGUACUCAAACCUGCUGACUUGAGCCGAGUGGAGUGGCUCAGACCCGCGAAACUGGUUCCAAAGCCAUCUUUUGAAGUUGACGGGAUCUCCAGGUUUGACUUUGGUCAAGGAAUCGUUGGAAACUGCUGGUUUCUCGCGUCUAUCGGAUCUCUGACGUUCCAGCAACAAAUCUUUCAGCAAGUUGUUCCUCUUGAGCAAAGGUUUGAUGAGAAAUACUGCGGGCUGUUCCACUUCAGGUUUUGGAGAUUUGGGAAAUGGGUGGACGUCGUUAUUGACGAUAAGUUACCAACGAUUAAUGGCCAACUGAUCUUCGUUCAGUCCAGUGACCCGACUGAGUUCUGGCCUGCUCUGCUCGAGAAGGCCUAUGCCAAAGUGUGUGGCUCUUACUCAGACAUGAAUUCAGGAACCCCUGAUGAGGCUUUGGUGGACUUCACCGGAGGUGUUCACAUGUGCAUUGAACUGCAAGACCCUCCCGGAGACCUUUGGGAACUGAUGUGUAGAGCUGGCCAGUCCAAGUCCCUGAUGGGCUGUGGUACACCACAGGGGGACACAGCCGGCAACGCCGUGUUACCGAAUGGAUUGGUCCAAGGCCACGCCUACGCUGUCACAGGGGUCAAGCAGAUGAUGAGUAAUGGGACACCAGUACAGCUGGUACGUCUGUGGAACCCCUGGGGCGCAACAGAGUGGAACGGAGCCUGGAGUGAUGAGUCGUCUUUGUGGCAAACUGUGAGUCCUCAAAAUCGUGAGAUGUGCCUUUCAAAGGGGGAUGAUGGUGAGUUUUGGAUGAACCUGAAGGACUUCUGUAAAUUCUACUCAUCACUGGACAUCUGCUCCCUGUGUCCCGAUUUCCUGGAUGGAAACUCUUCAUGUCAUUGGAAGACCGCCUUCUAUGAAGGACGAUGGGUUGCAGGAACAACUGCUGGAGGAUCCAUGAACAACUUUGACAGUUUCUGGACUAACCCACAAUAUUGUUUCAAGAUUGAUGAAUUGCUGAGUAAAUGUUCUACGGAACAGGGUGAGAAAAACAUGCUGGUGUCUCUCAUGCAAAAGCCCGACAAGAGAAACAGACGCCUGGUCCAAAAUCUCCACAUUGGAUUCUCUGUGUUUGAGGUGACUGGAGAAUUCAAGGCACAGAGGGGGAAGUUCCCAGCCGCUUUCUUCAGAAGGAACCGACCUGUUGCCCAAAGUAAAAGCUACAAGAACGCGCGUGAGGUGAUGGCGUUCUUUGCACUGAAGCCCGGCGAAUACCUGAUAGUGCCGUCGACCUUCAGUCCAAAUGAGACGGCCUCCUUCAUCCUGACCAUCGUCUCCAAGGGAGAGACCCACGUCCAGGAGAACUCCGGUGGCCACGGUGACGUGCAGCACGAUAUCCAAGAGCCCAACCCCAUCAAGAAUGGAGAGGAGGACGAGAAAAAGAGAACCAUGUUCCGUCAGUACUCUGACAUGUAUGAGGAGGUGGAUGCCGAGAAGCUCCAGAGGCUUCUGAAUGAACACGUCCUGAAAGGAGACAUGAAAUCUGGAGGCUUCAGCAUUGACGCCUGUCGCAGCAUGGUUGCUCUGAUGGACACAUCCAUCACCGGAAAACUGAAUGAUGAGGAGUUUGUUCAUCUGUGGAACAAGGUCGUCGGGUACAAGGAUGUUUUCUUCCGCUCUGAUGUUUCACAAACAGGAACACUUUCCCUGAUUGAGCUGAGGAACGCAAUCACGGCCUCAGGAAACACGAUCAACGAUGAGAUUCUGAACCUGAUGGCGUUGCGCUACGGCGCCUCCUCUGGACACAUCACGCUGGAGAGCUUCAUCAGUCUCAUCCUUCGCUUCGACCGCGUGAACCAAAUCUUCAGACAUUUGUCUAAUGGAAAGGACAUGACUCUUCGUGAACCAGAGUGGCUGUACCUUUCGAUGUACACCUAGAGAAGAUGAACUGCAGGGUUUGUUUGGAAAACUGCCGCCGAUGAUGUAAAAGAAAAUGAAUACCAAGGGUGUUCUUCUGGAAAAUAUAUUUUACGUGUUAUUAAGUCUAUAAGAUUUCAGUUGGACGUGUUGAAAUAAGCAAAUCACUUCGUACUUUACAAAAUAAAUACCUGUUGUAUAUGUUUUACAAAUAUGUAUUUCUUAAAAUCACGGUAUUGGAGACGUAUUGUUAAUUUUCCACAGUAUAGUCAUUAGUAAAACACAUUGGAAAAGAAAACCUGUUAAAACGCAGUAAUUUAAUCACUUAGCAACUAUCUAAACUUACAAGUUUACUUGGAAUGAGUUAUUCAACCACUCCUCUCAGCAAUGCACAAUUGACUGUAAUACAGAAAAGACAUGUUGGCUUUAGAAAGAUCACAAAAGGCAGACAAAAAAAUGUUUAUAUUUUUAUAUAAAAAUAUAUUUCUGUAUUUGCGCUUAUACCCUGAACCCAACGGCCUCUCUGUGUUGAGUUAUCCCCAUGCUGUCGGGAGUUUGUUGGCAUUUCAAACGCAGCCGUCAAAUGAUGGAGA